AUGACAUUUAUAUCUUUGGUGUUCGUUGUUUUUGUUGCUAUUGUUGGUUCAAUCGGCUCGGUGCCCAUUUAUGAACAGUGUGGAGGUUUGCAAUGGGGACGUACAUUUAAAAAAUGUGAUGAUGGCUUGUGUCGACCACCAAAUAAUUGUCCUUCACAUUGGGCAUGUACGAUUGUCGAGAGCUCAUCAACCAUUAUCCCUCUUCCAAGAGUCAUUCCUGCUAAUGAAAGAUGCGAUAAUGAAAGCUACACGGUAUGCGUCACUGGAACAGCCUGCUUUCGACGUACUUCUAGCUACUCUGAAUGUCGUCCACAAUGUCCAAUCACAUGGCAAUGUGAAAAUGAUGUUGCUCAUGAGUAUGAACAAUGUGGAGGUGAAGGUUAUAUUGGUCUGACUCGUUGUGCAUCAGGUCUUCGUUGUUAUUAUCGUAACAAAUGGUAUGCUCAAUGUUCAGUGUCAUGUCCAGGUAUUGGAUGGUUUUGUUGA
Molecule: messenger RNA, 486 nt
Organism: Rotaria sp. Silwood1
Lineage: Eukaryota; Metazoa; Rotifera; Eurotatoria; Philodinida; Philodinidae
Source: the annotation of a GenBank genome assembly